Messenger RNA from Alligator sinensis (Chinese alligator), 1786 nucleotides. RefSeq names its product lysine acetyltransferase 5 (gene KAT5). The transcript has 13 exons. Bases 1 to 1464 code for a protein of 487 amino acids. The record is from RefSeq and is a predicted model, not a curated record. Gene Ontology annotation, biological process: regulation of DNA-templated transcription. Lineage: Eukaryota; Metazoa; Chordata; Crocodylia; Alligatoridae. Gene Ontology annotation, molecular function: histone acetyltransferase activity.
AUGUUGAAGGCAAACCUCCAGAUAGUGGGCGCCAGCACCAAGAGCUGGGAGGAGCUGGCUGCUGAUGCCCUGGCUGAGAUCCUCAGCGUGAAGGACAUCAGCGGGCGGAAGCUUUUCUACGUGCACUACAUUGACUCUUCCUUCCCCCCACCCACCCCCAACCCCCUCCACGACGUGAGGAAGAGCCUGGAUCUGUCUCUACAGCCGGCCUCGGCCCCGGCCAGCGGCAAAUCGCUGCCCAUUCCGGUGCAGAUAACCCUCCGCUUUAACGUGCCCCGGGAGCGGGAGGCCGUCCCAGAGGAGGCCAGCCAGCCGCUCGCAUCCAGCUCCUGCGGCCAGCCGGCCCACCGCAACACGAAGCGGAAGGUGGAGGUGGUCUCCCCAGCCACCCCUGUCCCUGUGACCACAGAGACCACACAAGCCUCCGUGUUCCCCCAAAACGGCUCGGCCAGGAGAGCUGUGGCUGCCCAGCCCGGCCGGAAGCGGAAGUCUAACUGCCUAGGCACGGAUGAGGACUCCCAGGACAGCUCGGACGGGAUCCCCUCAGCCCCGCGCAUGACGGGCAGCCUGGUGUCGGACCGGAGCCACGACGACAUCAUCACCCGCAUGAAGAACAUUGAGUGCAUCGAGCUGGGCCGGCACCGCCUCAAGCCCUGGUACUUCUCGCCCUACCCCCAGGAGCUGACAGCUCUGCCCGUGCUCUACCUCUGCGAGUUCUGCCUCAAGUAUGGCAAGAGCCUCAAGUGCCUUCAGAGGCACCUGACCAAGUGUGACCUACGGCACCCACCCGGCAACGAGAUCUACCGCAAGGGAACCAUCUCCUUCUUUGAGAUAGACGGGCGGAAAAACAAGAGCUACUCCCAGAACCUGUGCCUGCUGGCAAAGUGCUUCCUGGACCACAAGACCCUCUACUACGACACCGACCCCUUCCUCUUCUACGUCAUGACUGAGUACGACUGCAAGGGCUUCCACAUUGUCGGCUACUUCUCCAAGGAGAAGGAGUCCACGGAGGACUACAACGUGGCCUGCAUCCUCACGCUGCCCCCCUACCAGCGCCGUGGCUAUGGGAAGCUUCUCAUUGAGUUCAGUUAUGAGCUGUCCAAGGUGGAAGGGAAAACAGGCACCCCCGAAAAGCCACUGUCGGACUUGGGGCUUCUCUCCUACCGCAGCUACUGGUCCCAGACCAUCCUGGAGAUCCUCAUGAACCUGAAGUCCGAAAAUGGGGAGAGACCCCAGAUCACCAUCAAUGAGAUCAGUGAGAUCACCAGCAUCAAGAAGGAGGACGUCAUCUCCACCCUGCAGUACCUGAACCUCAUCAACUACUACAAGGGCCAGUACAUCCUGACGCUCUCAGAGGACAUCGUGGAUGGGCACGAGCGUGCCAUGCUCAAGCGCAUCCUGCGCAUCGACUCCAAGUGCUUGCACUUCACCCCCAAGGACUGGAGCAAGCGGGGCAAGUGGUGAGGCCCCGCCCCUCCUGGCAGGGGGAGGGGCUAGGAGACCGCACCUCCAUCAGGGGCACAGCUCCCCCCAUCACCCAUUGUAUAUAGGACUCUGGCCUGGCCCCCCAGCAGGCCUGCCAACGCACAAGCCCCCUGACAUGGGGACCCCAGCGUCCAGGUGGCGCCCUGUGAUGUUUCCCCCACCCCUUUAAAUGUUUUGAUAAAAGAUCCUGGAUUAAAGUCGGACAGAACCGGAAGCUGUGUACAAGGAAGGGGGGCACAUAACAGCAGGCCCCUGCAGCAGUCUGAGUCCCUCCCCCCACAGAAGCGCAGGAUUGUGGGGA